GCUUUGUUGCCCUAUUUGUUCCUAUCACUAGGCUAACAGAAACCGAUAUAAUCAAUGACGAAAGCUUUUUAUAAACGUGCUUCAGUGACAGGAAACAACAGUUAUCGAGGUAGUAAAGACUCAAACCGGUUCGACAGUUUCCUUAAGUUGGAAGCCUUUAUGGUGAAUAAUGGAAUGCUAUGGACUCUACUGCUAUUUAUCGCUUGUAUGGAUAUCAUUGGUUUUCUUGCCGGUGUAUUUAAUAUGAUUACGGCAACACAACAGCACAUCAUCACGAUCCCUUUCUUGGAAAGAUCCUUACCUGUAGCAAAGGGAGCUGGUAGAGUAAUAAGUAUCAAUGCCGCUCUCUUACUUUUAACGGGAUGCAAAGCAACUAUUACGUGGCUACGAUCGACUUUUGUUUCUUGUCUAUUACCCAUUGACAAACUUAUGCCAUUUCUUCAUAUUCGUCUCUACCUUAUCAUAGCCUUUUGUGCAGCUCUGCAUGCCAUAACCCAAUAUGUCAACUAUAUUACAGGCUCCUUUCCUUGGGUGUUUGGUUUAUGGACUUAUCAUUUCCCAGACCCCACAGUUCAACUCUUGAUAACUGGUACCUUGCUAGUUAUUUUAAUGACAGCCAUAGCAGUUACUGCAGGACCAUGGAUUCGUCGCUCUGUGAAUAGAGGCUACAAUAUUUUUUGGACUGUACAUAUAGUUGGCUUUUCUUGUGUUUAUCCGUUGUUGAUUCUUCACGGUGUACUCUUAGGCACUCCAGACACGUGGAAAUAUAUUCUCGGACCUUUGGUUCUUUAUGUCAUAGACGUCUUAUAUCGUGCAAGAGCUGUGAGCUUUAAAGGUCUAUCUGUCGUUUGUUGGUUGAAUCCAUCUUCUGAAGGAGUUACGGAAUUGGUGAUGAAACGACCAUUUGCUUACAAAGCAGGUCAGUACGUGCAGAUUAGAAUUCCCGUCGUGUCUCGAUGGGAAUAUCAUCCUUUGUCAAUUGCGAGUGCUCCUCACGAGGAAUAUCUUAGAAUAUUUAUCAAAUCUUCCGGUGAUUGGAGCUCCCUUGUUUACAAAGUCUCGGAAGAAUUGCAAAGUGACUCGUUUGCCUUUUCCGACGCUGCUUCCCAAGUUGAUGCUCGGGGUUUCACUAUUGUUAAUGUGAGAGGUCCUUUUGGAGCACCUACAGAACAUGUCAAAGACUUUUCCAAAGUCGUCUUAGUCGGUACUGGAAUAGGAGCUACUCCCUUUUCUAGUGUUGUACGGGAAUAUCUUCACGCAAAUAGUAAAGAAGAUCAAGCUGCUAAAAGAGUUCAUCAAACAGUUUUAAACUUAUCCCAGUUAGAGAAGCCAAGCAGUGCUUUGGUAAAAGAUACAAAGGAUCAUAAUAAUAAUUCUCCUUCGCUGAGAAAAGUGGAAACUCUGUUACCGUCGUUUUUUAUGAAUAUGACUCAAUUGGCUUAUCGAGGUAUUGUUGAUCCAUUUUUAGUGUUUUUCAAAAGAACUUCUAUAAGCUUUAAGAGUGAAAAUGCCUGUGCAUGCGCGUUUUUGGGUUUUUUCCAUAGCUUAUCUUUGAACUUUAUGGUAUUAUGGAUGAUGAUGAUUGCAGGGAGCAUUCGUGUGGCAUUUGUCUUGUUUGGUUAUCAUGGUCAAUAUUCCUCAGCUAUUUGGGGUCUUGUAGUCAGUGUUAUCAUUCUAUUCGUCUUCGGUUUUUCUCUAUUUAUUGCUAUUCGUUCUCUUGGUUGGAAAUAUUGGAAGACAGCAAUUGGAGUUUUGGAUUCUCUGGCAUUCUUCAUUGGACUUGCUUUAUUCAUUUGUGUAUUUGUUUGCAUUGCUAGCUGGGGUACCAAGAGCGUUUGGACUAUAGAGAAAGUUUUAAACUACUUGACGUUCUAUUGUUUGAUUCCAGUCGUUGGAAUUCGUGCAUUGCUACUUAUUGUCAAUGGAUGUGGAGGAUUCAAAUGGAAACGGUCAGCCAAAAGUAACUUGAAAACGGAAUGUUCAAAGUCACUCCAUUUCAUUUGGGUGAGCAGAACAGUUCAUGGUUUUCACUGGUUCUUUCGAGACUUUGAACGAAUAGUUUCGGAAGGCAGUAGUGUACAAGUACAAAUGGAUAUCUUUGUGACCGGAGUGACAAGUGACAUUACUCUGCCUGAAAACUCAUCCAAGAUUCGCUAUCACAUCGGAAGACCACAAUGGGAUAGUUUAUUUUCCAGUAUGUUUGAGAGUGAAGAGUUUAUUCGGGAUCAAGAGCCAGUUGGUGUAUUCUUUUGCGGUGCUCCAGCAGUCGGUCGAAUAGUUAAAGCUGCAGCCAAUGAGGCCUCGCUUCAGGCAGCAAGACGACAAUAUGUAACUGGUAAUCGAUGCUUUCCUAAAAUAAUUUUCCACAAGGAAUAUUUUUAAACAAGAGCAAACCCGCUGUGAUGGAUACAAAU
Messenger RNA from Galdieria sulphuraria, 2414 nucleotides. Its product is annotated as NADPH oxidase. The transcript is spliced from 3 exons. Gene Ontology annotation, molecular function: oxidoreductase activity. The coding region runs from base 55 to 2382 and encodes 775 amino acids. Gene Ontology annotation, cellular component: plasma membrane. Lineage: Eukaryota; Rhodophyta; Bangiophyceae; Galdieriales; Galdieriaceae. The record is from RefSeq and is a predicted model, not a curated record.